Huiozyma naganishii CBS 8797 is the source of this 486-nucleotide messenger RNA. RefSeq lists its product as uncharacterized. The record is from RefSeq and is a predicted model, not a curated record. The coding region runs from base 1 to 486 and encodes 161 amino acids. The transcript has a single exon. Lineage: Eukaryota; Fungi; Ascomycota; Saccharomycetes; Saccharomycetales; Saccharomycetaceae.
AUGUCAGUAUCAUUACUUUUUGCUUUUGUCAACUGCUAUGGUGCCAUAUGCAUAGUACAGGGAGCGGUGGGGGGGGGGACCAGGCUCGACAACUACAAACACCUACAGGCGGGUAGUAUGGGUUGGUACAGUCUGCGCUGUCACAGAUUCAGAGCAAGACGAGAGCUUUGUGUCUGUCCCCUCCCGUUCCCGCAGAAAAUGCCGCAGCGAUCUCUCGCCGAAUCAGAUGCACGACCGCGGGGAUAUAUAGUAAGUGGGGAAAGGGUGGGGGUGGGGGGUGGGGGUGUUGAAGGCGGGGAGUGCGCUGUGCGUGCCCCUCGCCCCUUUAGCCGGCCGCGGUUUCGUGCGGCGGUUUCUGCGGGGCCCGGUUUAGACUUCCCGCUCCGCGCGCAUCCUCGCCCCCCUUGCUCCGCGCCCCACGGGCUUCCCCUUUCGCCAGAGAAAUGGGCGCAGAAAGCGCAAACAAUUCCCCGGGGAAAACUAUAG